AUGAACAUUCAUCUUUUUCCAUGUUUUGUUCCAUUGACAAAAUGUGAUUUAACAUUAGUUGAUGUUCGAUCAGUUGAUCAGCCAGUGCCAACAAUAAACCCGAAAAUUCAUAAUAUAUCUAAACAGAUAACUUCUAUUCUUGAUCGUACAUUUUAUUAUGCUCAAGUUGGUCAAAUCUUAUUAAAACAACAUAAUUUAGGACUUACAACUGUAACUAGUAUACCGAUGAAAAUGUUGAUUAAUGUUCAAGUUUAA
This is a messenger RNA of Rotaria sp. Silwood2, 255 nucleotides long. Lineage: Eukaryota; Metazoa; Rotifera; Eurotatoria; Philodinida; Philodinidae. The record is from the annotation of a GenBank genome assembly.